AUGGCACCCCAACGACCUUGCUUUUUUUGCUGCGUCCCUGCGCGCAAGAACAAGCGGACCAUGGAGGCUACGUUCAUCAAGAGUCAUUUUGACUCCCAGCACAAGGACCUUUCUUGGGGGCCGCUUACACGCCGCCACUUCACGAAGAAUGAAGAGGACCUCCACGAAGGCGCCCUAGAUCCUUUCCCGGCUUACGACGGUCGCACCGUCGAAAGCUGCAACGAAAUCCUCGCUUAUUUGCAUUCCAAGCCCAAGAAGCAAUGUGAAGACGGCCUGGCGCGCAUGCUUAUGUCCAUUUGUGAUGCCCUGUCAUUGGCACUUGGAUUAAACGCCGAUGACGUUCGCGCUUUCAGUGUGCCUGAUGACGACGAGGUAGUGGCGCCUGCUCGAGGUCAACGUCAUUGA
Messenger RNA from Aphanomyces astaci, 405 nucleotides. RefSeq lists its product as hypothetical. The transcript is spliced from 2 exons. The record is from RefSeq and is a predicted model, not a curated record. Lineage: Eukaryota; Oomycota; Saprolegniomycetes; Saprolegniales; Verrucalvaceae. The coding region runs from base 1 to 405 and encodes 134 amino acids.